AUGUCCUCUUCACUAUAUGCUCGAUAUGUGCCUCCGAAGAAGAAGGUGACUACGGAGCGUACCAUAGUUCCAAAUGUAGUUGUACCGCAACCACAGCCAACUCCACCUCAACCGUCACAACAACGCCCGCCGCAACCAUAUAUCCAUCCUUCCAGGGCGAACAUUGCCCCGGCCCAGCAACCAAAAACUGCGCCCAAAAGAAAACAUGAAGAUUCAACCGGAGGCCGAAAUGAAUCUGCGGCAAAUUUCAAAAAAGCCAAAAAGUCACCAUAUGUCCCAAAAGAUUUGAAACUAGCGCAACGACCACCGCCGCCGCCGCAAUCCAAUACCGCCCAAUAUGAGAGUAAAGAAGAGAAGAGGGCAGCCAAGAUUGCGCGAAGAGCACAUCAGAGAGCAUUAGAGCAGGGACUAGAAGUAGAGGAGAGACCGCAGCUGCAGACGGCACCCGUCGCAGGUGAGAAACCGGUUGAAGUCAAGCCGAAGGAGAAAAAAGCGCCAAAAAGGCCUAAAAAGAAGGCAGAAAAGGAAGAUACAGAUGAAUCAUACCGGGAAGGUGAAGAAGGGGAUGUAAAGCAUAGAUCAGUCUUGGCAAAAAGGGCGAAAUCUUUGAAGAAGGCCGAGAAGAUUGCUCGAAAGGAAAAGCAGAGAGCACUCGAAAGUGGGGAGGAUGUUGAGAUGGAAGAUGCUGAAAAGCCGCAAGAGGCCGAGGUCGAGCUUCAUGCCCUCGAACCUCUCCCACAGCCAGAGCCCGUGCCAGAAGCUCCCCCCAUCUCAAUAUACUCAGCUUUGCCUUCUUGGCUUGGAAGUCCGAUAUCCGUCGCGCCUACCGCUACAGCACAGUUCGAAGACCUCGGCCUUCCUAGUGCAGUUAUUGAGUCGCUCAAAAAAUCAGGGAUUCCAAGUGCAUUUGCAGUUCAGGCUGCUGUACUUUCACUUCUUCUUCCAGGGCCCCAGAAGCAGCCAGGAGAUGUCCUCGUAUCAGCCGCAACUGGAUCAGGAAAAACACUUGCAUAUGUUUUGCCAAUGGUGGAGGACAUCAGUCAGACUAUGGUUACUCAAUUGAGAGGUCUGAUAGUAAUGCCCACGAGAGAGCUCGUCACCCAAGCCCGGGAGGUAUCAGAUAUGUGUGCCAAUGCUUAUGGCACUGGGAGCAGAAGACAUAUUAAUGUCGGUGUAGCCAUUGGCAACCAGACACUGAGGCAAGAGCAAUCAUCUCUGAUGAAGCAGGACUUUGUUUAUGAUCCCAAAGAAUACCGUGCACGCCAAGAACGCAUAAACGCUGCGUGGAGUGGGUCGUCAGUCGGAGAUGAAGUCGCAAAUCUUCUUAUGGAGGAGGAUAUUUCGACGCCUAUCGAUCACAUUGUUCAAUACAGUCCUAAGGUGGACAUCAUGAUUUGCACGCCCGGUCGAUUGGUUGAGCAUUUGAAGUCUACUCCUGGCUUUACGCUCGAGCACCUAAAAUGGCUAGUUAUCGAUGAGGCAGACAAGUUGCUUGAUCAAAGCUUCCAACAAUGGCUUGAGACGGUAAUGGCCAGUCUUACCUCUCGUGAAACGGCUGCACCCAGUCAGCUGAGGUCCAAGGACAGAAUAACUAAGGUCGUGCUAAGUGCUACAAUGACGCGAGACAUUGGUCUUUUGUCACAACUGAAGCUUAAUAAGCCUAAAUUUGUCGUCCUCGAGGGCAAUGAGGGUAUGGGGGCUGGGGAAGGGCAAGUGGACACUCUGAACUUGCCGCACACGCUCCACGAAUCUGCCAUAAAGAUUGAUCAAGAAGGAUUGAAGCCGCUCUAUUUGCUUGAAGUUCUCAAGAGGAAUGGUUUACUUGCGCCAAAGAGUUUGCCCCAGGACGACUCAGACUCUACAUCCAGCUCAGGUUCAGACAGCGAUACUUCAGACGAUGACUCCGAUGAUGAUACCUCUUCUUCUAGAUCCUCGUCGGACUCCGAUUCGAGUUCGCCCGGUGACGAUUCUUCUUCUGAUGAUUCUUCAGACGAUGACUCUUCAUCGUCCAGCGAUGCCUCAUCAACAACUUCAGUGCCUUCUAAGAAGCUCCCAGCGAAAAAGCCGGCAGGUAACAUCAAGCUUGUCAAGCCUCAUGGCGUUCUUAUCUUCACCAAAUCCAACGAAAGCGCUGUUCGGCUAUUCCGCCUAUUAGCUCUUCUUGUUCCAUCUCGCGCCUCUGAAAUCGGAGCCAUUACUUCUACAACAUCACGAAAGCGCACACUACGCUCCUUCCGUAGCGGCGCCCUUUCCGUCCUCAUAGCAUCCGACCUUGUCGCCAGAGGUCUAGAUCUACCCAACUUGGCACAUGUGGUAAACUACGAUAUGCCGACAAGUAUCACGAGCUAUGUACACAGAGUUGGAAGAACAGCGCGUGCAGGCAAGGAGGGUGCAGCAACUACAUUGUUUUCAGCAACUGAGGGAAGGUGGUUCUGGAAUGACAUCGCCAGGAGUGGAGGGGUCAAAAGGAAAACGAAGGUUGAGAGAAUUACAAUUUCUGCAAAGGAUGUGUUCUCGGAGGAUCAGAAACAAGAGUAUGAAGUGGCGUUGGAGAAGCUUGGGGAAGAGACAAGGGGAUACAAGGAGACGAAUCAAAACACUGGAGAUAUCUGA
Pseudogymnoascus destructans is the source of this 2613-nucleotide messenger RNA. It is a transcript of the gene DBP6, whose product is annotated as ATP-dependent RNA helicase dbp6. The transcript has a single exon. Gene Ontology annotation, cellular component: nucleus. Gene Ontology annotation, molecular function: ATP binding; nucleic acid binding; RNA helicase activity. NCBI's taxonomy places the organism in Eukaryota, Fungi, Ascomycota, Leotiomycetes, Thelebolales, Thelebolaceae. Bases 1 to 2613 code for a protein of 870 amino acids. The record is from RefSeq and is a predicted model, not a curated record.